Ambispora leptoticha is the source of this 2983-nucleotide messenger RNA. NCBI's taxonomy places the organism in Eukaryota, Fungi, Glomeromycota, Glomeromycetes, Archaeosporales, Ambisporaceae. The record is from the annotation of a GenBank genome assembly.
AUGAAUAAUUUUGAACAGCACCUUAGAAAUAAUAGAGAACACGACCGUCACCACUAUUUGUUCGGAAAAACACCCCAAGCUAUCGAUUACUUAACUCGCUAUUAUCGUGACGAUUCUUGUUCUGUCUGUUACCCUCCGCCUGAUCUCUCUCACCAGUUUUACAACUUCUGGGCUUGGUUCAGUACUUUUCAACCGGCUAUUUCAUUUUCUCGACGUUCCGUUCGACGAUUUGAGAAGUUUAACGUCUUUGAUAUAGGAAACCUUCCCGAUAGACUACUUAGCUCUUUCAUCUUCAGCUUUCGUUAUAGUGAACAACCCGACGACUUCCCUACCUUCUUAAACGAAUUUUUAACCGCCUACCAAGAAACCAACAGGUUUAAUACUGACCCUUUUUACGAAACCUACGACGCCAGCGAAACCCUUGAAGGAGAUCUAAUGGCUCAAAAUAACAACCGAUUCGACGCUCCUCUCUUAAUUGAUCCUGACGGCAAUGGCAAUGAACACCAAGACGACCAAUGCGGGGACCAGGCCAAUCUUAAUCCUCAGAUUGACCCCAUGGCCCUUUUGGCCCAUCAAAUCGGUAAUCUCGUCCUUCAAAUGCAAAACAACCCUGCGCCUCAAAUCAACAUUCCCGCAAUUAACCUCCCCGCUCAACACCGCGAACUCAAUUUGGUUUCGUACCCUGACUUCUCUGGUGGCGAACAAGACCCUAUUACGUGGCUAGAGGAUGUCGAGAAGGCUUUCGAAGCAAACCAGGUCCAAGACAAUCGUAAGAUCCCUGUGGUAAUCCCACAUUUGAAGGGCACGGCGGCUACCUGGUGGGUAGCGGCCAAAACCAUUCGACCCCCUAUCGAUCGAUGGAAUGAUCCCCACCAUGCAGGGCAAAGCUUUCGCCCCCACUUCAUAGCUCAAUUCAGAACCCCCGCCCUUGAGAGCAAAUGGUUUGCUCAACUAACUCAAAGAAAACAAGGCCCCACCGAGGAUGUCGAUUCUUACCACAUGGCUAUUGAAGAACUCAUCCGACGAGUAGAGGCAGGGGGACAUCGUUACCCAGGCACGGCAAAGGCCCAAAUGUUUAUUAAUGGUCUUAGACCGGAACUUUCUACUGCCGUUGCUCCUUUUAUGCCUAACACCCUAAGUGCCGCCUACGAACGUGCUAAAGCCUUUGAAAAUUCCUUCAAACAAAAUCCGCUAUACUAUAACCCUUACUUGACGACUUCUCUACAUCCGUCUCCCUAUCUGGUUUCUCACCCUGCCGUUUCAACUUCGCCGUCCCCUAAUUCAAUCUCGGUUAAUCCUUCAGUACCUACUCCUUCAACCAUCUCCUCGCCAAUAUCUCAUUCUACCAAAACCGAAGACGUUCUGGACACUAAGGAGCCCCCUCGUCGUAAUUUCAACAGUUGGAAUAAUACUCCUCGAUAUCCGUGUGGUCGCUGUGGACAAGUGGGUCACAAUGCCAGAACUUGUCCUAAUCCCUUGCCCAGUAAUAAUGACGGUAACGUGGCUACUGGAAGUAAUGCCAUUCCCCUUGGAAGACCUAAUGCCGCCCGAACCAAUCCCCCAGUUAACAAUAAUUCCGAUACCCCUAACCGAGUGGGAGGAUCCGAAGCCCAAACAUUUCUGAACCUUCACGUUGACGAGGAUGAUCUCCUGUUUCUCCCGGCUGAGGAAUCUGCGAGAACGGUUCGUUCCACUCGUGCCAAAAGACAACGUGUUGAAGAUUCGACCCUUGGAGAACUUCUCGAAGAGGAACGGGCUGGAGACCAAGAAGAGAUUUCGGAAGUUGAGCGGGAAGCCAAAAGAAAAGUCGCCACAGCGUCUAAGCACAAGAAGGAGGUGAAAGCAGCCCCUGUUAAAAAGAAAAAGGCUGAAGAGAAUCCACCCCAAAUUUCCGCUCUAAUCCCCCGGUACUCCAUUAUUUCCGAUAUUCGUGAUAAACCUGCCAAUAUCAUGUUUGGUCAACUCUUGCAGGUGGUUUCUUCUUAUCAGGUUGACUUAGCUAAAAGCCUCCGGAAGACCAACGCCCCUAAGAGAAGAACCCGUGUUAUGGUUAAUCUGCAGCCCUCUCCUAGGUCAACCGCCCUAUAUUGUGACGCCCGUAUCCAUGAUAAGAUUAUUCCCCUCAUAGUCGACAGUGGUUCCUCCGAAAGUGUUGUGUCGUCCUAUUUGCUUGGCGAAUUGGGCAUUAAGGUAGAGAGGCCUUCCACCGUCAACAUGGUCAACGUUCACGGUCGUAGUAAAAGAGCCCUGGGAGAAAUCUCCGACUUCCCCUUUUCCGUCAGAGGAGUUAUUGUCCCUGUCGACGUGGUCGUUACAGACGCUGCGUCUUAUCAAGCUAUCGUCGGUAAUGACUGGUUAUCUAACGUGAACGCUAACAUAAAUUACACCAGCUCCGAGAUGACAUUCCAUUGGAAUGAUCGGGAAGUCGUAGUCCCCGUCGAAUUCCGGAGGCUUCAACAUACCCCGAUUCAAGAUGACCGUCCCCCUAAAAUUAAAGUCCAAAAAGCCGACGAUGAUGAAACUGAGGAAUCGGGAACAGAGGAAGAGUCUGAGAGUGAGUUUGAAGAAGAGGAAGGAUUAGAGGAUCGCCUUUUUGGAUUUUCUGAAGACGAAAGAACACUUUUUCAAUAUCAUCGUAAUGACGAUAAAAUUGCUGAUGACUCCGAUGAUGAGACCGUGAGGCCGCAGUAUAAUGUUAAACCAGAAGGACGAGGAGAGGGAGACGAUGAAAGUCCCCUUGAUUUCGACGGCGAUGAUCCUGAACCCGAUCAUGAGUAUUACUUCGACGAAGUUGAGGAGUCUUCCCAGGACUUAGAGUUAGAUAUAGGGGAUCUUUGGGACGACGAUCAUGACAGAAUGGAAGAAUUGCUUUUUAACAAUAAUGACCUUUUUGCUUGGGAGCCCCACAAUUUAGGACGUACCAGUCUUGUUACCCAUACCAUUAAUACCGGCGAUGCCCCACCCAUACGACAACGAUACUACC